CGGGGGCGUGCCAACGGGAGGGCGGCCGCGGCGCGGGGCUCCCUUCCUCGUGCUCGGCGUUGAGCUCCUGCAGCCGCCGCCGCCGCAGCGGUCGUCCGUGCCCUCCCCGGCCCCGGGGUGCACCCCGCAAGGCUCCCGCUGGUGUCCCUGGAGCAUGGGAGGCUGCUGAGUGUGAGUGGCGGUGUCCGGCAGGGAGGGCGUCCAUGGCUGCAGCCAACAAGGGCAACAAGCCCAGAGUCCGGAGUAUCCGCUUUGCGGCAGGCCACGAUGCAGAAGGAUCCCACAGCCACGUCCACUUUGAUGAGAAGCUGCAUGACUCGGUGGUCAUGGUCACCCAGGAGAGUGACAGCAGCUUUCUGGUCAAGGUUGGCUUCCUGAAGAUCCUGCACAGGUAUGAGAUUACCUUCACUCUGCCCCCAGUGCACAGGCUGAGCAAGGAUGUCCGCGAGGCACCUGUCCCCAGCCUGCACCUCAAGCUGCUCAGCGUGGUGCCCGUCCCUGAAGGUUAUAGUGUCAAGUGCGAGUACUCGGCACACAAAGAGGGCGUCCUAAAAGAGGAGAUACUGCUAGCCUGCGAAGGUGGCACUGGCACCUGUGUGCGCGUGACGGUGCAGGCCCGCGUCAUGGGUGAGAGCAUGAGGCUCCUGGUUGGAGGAGGGAUGCACAAGCUCGACUGCAAGGGUUUCCGUCCUCUUCAGGGAACCAGGGCUGAACAAGGGAUCCUUGCCUGGCUCGGGGGUUCUCAACCUCCUUGGCGGGUCCCUACCUCCGGCUGAUCCCUGAGGGAAGGGGAGGGGUCCCCUUAGUGGGCCGCAUGGGUGGGGCUGGGGGCCAGCAUGGCACUGACUUGCACCCUGCCUUGCAGACCGGCACCACGGCACGCCCAUGCUGCUGGAUGGUGUCAAGUGCGUGGGCGCUGAGCUGGAAUACGACUCAGAGCACAGCGACUGGCAUGGCUUUGACUGAGGCCCGAGGCCCCGCCUGCCCCGGGCCCCUCAGCCUUAAACCCUGCCUUGUCCCCCGACAUGCUGCGUGAUGGUGUGGCUUCCUCACCCCUCUCUGGGGUGGGCGUGGGGGUGGAGUGGCCUUGCUCAUGCCUCUCACCUCUGCCUUCAUUUGUGCUGCCACCCUGCCCCUCCCUCGUCCUCCUCUCCCACUUCCUCCUCUCCGUGUGCCUCAGUCUCCUGCUGGAAGAAAUGGGUUGAGCCCGAAAGGAGGCUGUCUGAGGAAGGGAGAGGGAGGGCCUGGGGUGGGUUCCCUACUCCCCACCCCAAGCCACAGGGGCUCCAACCAGGGUCUGGGAGAGGAUGGAGCUGGCUCUGUGUCGUCGUGGCCCCAUUACUGCUGCUGCUGCCUUGCUUCAGCCACCUCUCCUGCCCCUCCCUCGUCCCCAGUGCUGUCCACCAUGAGUAGGAGGGAGGUGCAGUCCCCAGCCCCCACCCCUCAGGUCUGUGUUACUUGGUUUUUAAGCGACUGGUUGGGAUAGAACCCUAAAGAAAUAAAACUUUCAAUGGA
Molecule: messenger RNA, 1515 nt
Organism: Symphalangus syndactylus (siamang)
Lineage: Eukaryota; Metazoa; Chordata; Mammalia; Primates; Hylobatidae
Gene: ADISSP
Product: adipose secreted signaling protein
Source: RefSeq, a predicted model, not a curated record